CGAUUUCUAUAAUUCCAGAUUUUACUCGGUGUGAUAGUGAUAGAGAUUGUAUCGAAUCCUCGAUUUGAUUUCUUUAAUAGGGCCCAUUGACUGCAUGUGUGAAUUGGUGGAGACGUUGACGGAACGUGGACGUUCUUUUCCGUAAUGUUCUAUGUGUAUCGCACAUUAAUACGAAUUGAUUCAUUUGAUGAAAAUACAAACUGCUUCACAGUAGUGAGCAAUGCAUCGUAAACGAUGCUUCCCAGCGGAUUUGGAACCGCACCCACUUCAUUACGCCGCCCUGAGGGGACAAUUGGACCGACUUCAAGAGCUGAUUUCUGCCGGUGGUAACUAUUUGCAGCCAAUUCAAGACGGUGAAACGCCACUCCACGUGGCAAUUUCCAAAGGCCAAACGCAAGUAGCAGAAUUACUUAUAAAGGAAAUGCACAAAGAUUUCGAAUGCGCUAGAGAGUUUAUGUUCCGUAAAGUUUAUGGUGAGUUAUAUGAUGGAUUCGAGUUGAGCAAUUGUAUUUUGGUGGCAGUUAGUAAGACCCAGUGUAAACUAGCGAAAUAAUGGGAACAGGCCCAUUUCCUUAAUAGGAACGAUGAAACAGUUUUGGUUCUGUUAAGACAUCCUGUGGGAGGAGAAAAAGUUGCUUAUUUACAAUGUAGAGAUGCAAAAUUACAGUUUUUCAAACUGCUAAAGGAAUUCCUGCCAAAUGGAGUGCUCUCCUGGAACAGUACAGGUCUGAAAGGUAAUUGCGAAACGCUACUUCAACUAGCUGCUUACUACGGCAAUGUGGAGCUGCUAGAACUUCUCCUAAGAGAAGGAGCAAAACUUUCAUUUCCCGGGACAAAUGGACGAAACGCUUUCCACGCGGCUUGCGAAGCUUCCCAGCACCAAGUAAUCGAGUUACUUUUGCGCAAGUAUAUUAACAAGUUUGAUCCAACAUCUUUGGACCAUAGCUACCAGCAUGGACUGCAUUACAUCUUGGGACGGAAGAGUAGAAAAAGUUUUAAAAUUACUCUAGAUGCCAUGGUCCUCUAUCGACAGUUGCUUCACAAUGAAACUGCAUCUGAAGCGUUCAAUUACCUGUUCAAGUUAGAGAAUAAAGAUUGGCCUCACACCAGUAUAUGGAGUCAAAUUGACAUGGCUUUCUGGGGCCGAGAUGUGGAACAGGCGCUGGAGUUCUACCAGUAUGAUCUAUCCUAUCAAUGGGAAGAGGUCACGGUGCUGAUUGAAAUGGUUACCUACAAGAAAGCUAAACGUUUCUACUUGACGGAGAUUCGCCGCAGGCCGGAACUUUUGGAAAUUUCGACACGCAACGGAGUCACCACGCUACAUGCACUGAUUUGCAGCAAUGAGUUGGAACUGGUCAGAGAACUGUACUUCGAGCGCCGGACGAAAGUACGUUCCAUAUUUGAACAAGAGGCUGCGAUUCAGACCCUUCUAACGCUCAUGCAAAACAAUUUCCUGGAGAUGUUGGAAUUCAUUGCAAGCGAGCACUGUCAUUUCUUCCGUGCAAAUGCAUCCCAAAUCGAGGAAAAUAUCAUAUCAGAGUAUUGCAAAUGCAACUACGAGACAGUAUUUGGCGUUUUAGUGAAGUAUAUACCGGAAUUGGAGUUCAACGUUGAGAGCAGAAAUAUUGCUCUACACAGUAUCUGGAAGAAAAAUGAUUACGACGAAGUAUAUGAAAAAUUGAACAGCGAUUUCUCACUUACUCUUGCCGAGCUAGGAAGGGCUGGUAAAUCCCUCAAAGAUUACUAUGGUAGAAGCUGUUUUCUAAACGACGCUAUCGGCGAGGAUCGACUGACACUCGUGGCUCAACUGCUAGAUGCCGGUGUUGAUUUUGAUCAUCUCGAUGGCGAAGGCCGACAUGUAAUACAUUUUGUGAGAACCGUCGAAAUGCUAAACCUACUCGUCGCAAGACAUCCAGAAGGACGAUUGCUGGUGAAUCGCAAGGAUUAUAAUGGGUUUAAUCUACUUCAUAUUUUAUGUGCCGGCACAAUGAAUGGAAAAGUCGAACUCAUCGUAGAACUGCUGAAAUGUGGGGCAAGUAUCGACGAUCGAACCGCUGAACAAGCAACCGUGCUGUUCUACACUUACGAGGAGGAUCUUUUCAAGUUUUUCACCCAGGACAUCAAAUCGUUGGGAUUCAGCACUAUCAGCGUAGAUGUGAGGGACCACGUAGGUGAUACAGCCCUCCAUCGACACUUACGGCAUUUAAACAGUCAGAUUGCUUCGACAAUGCUCCGCAACGCCGCCAGUUUUGUCAGUUUUAACAACAGCGGAGAUUCUUACCUAAGCUACCUCAUCCGGAUUGAACCGGGCAUUUUCCAGAACGUAUUCAAGCCGAUACUGGAGGCGAACCCAGAUAAAACAAAUGAAAUGUUCGAACAAGAGUUUCGCACAUCGCGAUACAGAGCAUCGGUAUUGUUCGUAAAAGCUUGUGCUGCACUCAAUAUUUAUUGCAUUGAACGGUUGCUGCUGUUGGAUCUUGAUUUUAAUGCCCGAGAUCAUAACGGAAUGACUGCGCUUCUAACACUACUGAGUGGUAAUGAGCUACCAGAUCCAGCACUAAUACUGAAGCUUCUGGAAAAAGAUAUCGACGUUAAUCUACGCCGCCCAGAUGGACAAAGCCCACUAAUGCUUGUUAUUCGAAACUACACAAGAGCAAAAGACAAAGGUUAUACCACAGAGAUGAUCCAAAUUUUCCUGGAAAAAGAUGCGAAUUUUGAUGAAACUGAUUGUAACGGAGAUUCGGUGUUGCAUCACGCCUUCAGAACGGCCGAAAUGGAUUUGGUUGAAAUUAUCCUGGAGAACACUGUGAAGGUGAAAGCUGUUUACCCAUCUGGGAUGGCUCCCCUAUGAGGAAGCCCCUGAAGUAAUUUCUAAUUUAUUUUCAUUCCUGAAAAAAACCGAGUUCGUGACAAUUGAUGGAGAGUAUUUUUCCUUUGUGUUGUUAAUUAAUUUGCAAUUGAUAUUUUUCUACAAUGUAUCGAAUAAAGCUUAGAUCAUUCAGA
Messenger RNA from Toxorhynchites rutilus septentrionalis, 3003 nucleotides. Its product is annotated as putative ankyrin repeat protein RF_0381. NCBI's taxonomy places the organism in Eukaryota, Metazoa, Arthropoda, Insecta, Diptera, Culicidae. The record is from RefSeq and is a predicted model, not a curated record. Gene Ontology annotation, cellular component: membrane; synapse; axon initial segment. The transcript is spliced from 3 exons. Gene Ontology annotation, biological process: neuronal action potential; negative regulation of delayed rectifier potassium channel activity. Gene Ontology annotation, molecular function: transmembrane transporter binding.